Emiliania huxleyi CCMP1516 is the source of this 888-nucleotide messenger RNA. RefSeq lists its product as hypothetical. The coding region runs from base 1 to 888 and encodes 295 amino acids. The transcript has 8 exons. Gene Ontology annotation, biological process: protein folding in endoplasmic reticulum. Gene Ontology annotation, cellular component: endoplasmic reticulum membrane; endoplasmic reticulum. The record is from RefSeq and is a predicted model, not a curated record. Lineage: Eukaryota; Haptophyta; Isochrysidales; Noelaerhabdaceae. Gene Ontology annotation, molecular function: thiol oxidase activity; FAD binding; protein-disulfide reductase activity.
AUGAUUCGCGUGCCGUCGGAGGAGAAGCCGGUCGUCAACGCGAGCUUGCUGACUGCGAACGCCGUGAGCGAUCUGAGCGUCCACGUGCCGCCAUUGUGCCGCUCGGGAAUCAAGCAACGCACGGGCGGGAUGCUCCCGGAAUUGUGCAACUCGGGCGCAGCGACCCCAGGCUUCCCACAAAACCGGGCCGAGGUCAUUGCCUUACCCGGCACGAGGGAAGACCGCGGCGCCAUACCGGCGCUGCUGGAGCAGCUCGUGGAGCGCGACUUCUUUUCGUACUUUCCUGUCAACCUCAUCACGCCGUGCAUGUACUUUCCAUCUGGCGACGCGGGCGCCGCGCGCGAGCGCGACAUCCCACCAGCAGUCAUCGCCCGCGACCGAGAGGAGUACAAUUUCCUCAUCGACGGGUGGGUGAGCAAGGACAUGCCGUCCGACUUUACAGAGUACUUUGACUUGCGCGAGGAGGAGAUGGGGUGGAAGCGCGACUUCAACCGGCUCGUCUCGGGCAUGCAUGCAGUGGUGGACUGCGAGAUCAUCGAAGAUAUCGGCCAUACCGAGGAGGGGCGGCGGCUUCGCGACGAGCCGGGCUCGAUUCUCAACCUGUACUAUGCCUACAUGCUCACCCUCUCCGCCAUCCGCGAGACAAGCGCGCAGCGGUACACUCUGAUGGACAAGCGGUCAGCUCUUCUUCCUAACAAGGUCCAAAGCGCGGCAGCGAGCUUGCGCGCACACGCCUCCUCGCCAGACUUUGCCGUCUGGAAGCUGCGCCUGCGCACGCGCCACCUCAAGCUGAUCAUGGGUUGCGUGGAGUGCAACGUGUGCAAGGUGCAUGGCACGGUCCUGGUCAUCGGGCUGGCCUCGACGCUGCAGGCGCGCCACGAGGUGUGA